CUUCCUCUUUCCUCCGACGUCCUUCCUUCCCCUUUUCUCCUCUUUCCCCCCCUUUUCUCCUCCCCAGAGAAGCAGCUCCCUGAAACAAAGAACGCGGGCUCUCCAGGCAUCAGCGCCUAAGCCCAGCACACUGCCAGCGGCAGCUCGUUCCGGGGACCAGGGCUCUCCCGCUCCGCAUCCCCUCCCCAACCUCCCCCGCCUCCCGCGCUCGCUCGCUCCCUCCCCGCUCGCUUCCUCCCCCACCUUCGCGGCGCUGGGAGGAAGGCGGCCCGCGCUCAAGAUGGCUUUAGCCGGGCUCUGCGCCCUGCUCGCCUGCUGCUGGGGGCCGGCGGCGGUGCUGGCCACGGCCGCCGGCGACGUGGAUUCGUCCAAGGAGCUGGAGUGCAAGCUCAAAAGCAUCACGGUGUCGGCGCUGCCCUUCCUGCGCGAGAACGACCUGAGCAUCAUGCACAGUCCCUCGGCCUCUGAGCCCAAGCUCCUCUUCUCGGUGCGCAACGACUUCCCGGGAGAAAUGGUCGUGGUGGACGACCUGGAGAACACGGAGCUGCCCUACUUCGUGCUAGAGAUCUCAGGGAACACGGAGGACAUCCCUCUGGUGCGCUGGAGGCAGCAGUGGCUGGAGAAUGGCACUUUGCUUUUUCACAUCCAUCACCAGGAUGGCGCCCCGAGCCUCCCCGGACAAGACCCCACUGAGGAACCCCAGCAUGAGUCAGCAGAAGAGGAGCUGAGGAUCCUCCACAUCUCAGUCAUGGGUGGCAUGAUUGCUCUGCUGCUGUCCAUCUUGUGCCUGGUGAUGAUCCUGUACACUCGCCGGCGCUGGUGCAAGCGCCGCCGGGUGCCCCAGCCCCAGAAGAGUGCCAGCGCCGAGGCAGCCAACGAGAUUCACUACAUUCCUUCUGUGCUGAUCGGAGGGCACGGGCGGGAGAGUCUGCGCAACGCCCGCGUGCAGGGCCACAACUCCAGCGGCACCCUGAGCAUCCGGGAGACACCCAUCCUGGAUGGCUAUGAGUACGACAUCACUGACCUGCGCCACCACCUGCAGAGGGAGUGCAUGAACGGAGGGGAGGACUUCGCCAGCCAGGUCACUCGCACCCUCGACUCCCUGCAAGGCUGCAACGAGAAGACUGGGAUGGACCUCACACCAGGAAGUGACAAUGCCAAGCUGUCACUGAUGAACAAAUAUAAAGAUAACAUCAUUGCGACCAGCCCUGUGGACUCCAACCACCAGCAGGCCACCCUGCUCUCUCACACCUCCAGUAGCCAGAGAAAGCGGAUCAACAACAAAGCAAGAGCUGGUUCCGCCUUCCUAAACCCUGAAGGGGACUCUGGCACAGAGGCAGAAAACGACCCCCAGCUGACGUUUUACACCGACCCCUCUCGGAGCCGGAGGCGCAGUAGAGUGGGCUCUCCCCGAAGUCCUGUGAAUAAGACCACCUUGACAUUAAUCAGCAUCACCAGCUGUGUGAUCGGCCUCGUGUGCUCCUCUCACGUCAGCUGCCCUCUCGUUGUCAAGAUCACCCUGCACGUUCCUGAGCACCUGAUUGCCGAUGGAAGCCGCUUCAUCUUGCUGGAGGGGAGCCAGCUGGAUGCCAGUGACUGGCUGAACCCUGCCCAAGUGGUGCUCUUCUCUCAGCAGAACUCCAGUGGGCCCUGGGCCAUGGACCUCUGUGCCCGGCGGCUCCUGGACCCCUGUGAACACCAAUGCGACCCCGAAACUGGGGAAUGCCUCUGCUACGAAGGUUACAUGAAGGAUCCAGUGCACAAGCACCUUUGCAUUCGGAAUGAAUGGGGGACAAACCAGGGGCCUUGGCCUUACACAAUAUUUCAGCGAGGCUUUGACCUGGUUUUGGGAGAACAGCCGUCUGAUAAAAUAUUCAGGUUCACCUACACCCUUGGGGAAGGCAUGUGGCUGCCCCUCAGCAAGAGCUUUGUGAUCCCACCAGCUGAACUGGCCAUCAAUCCAUCAGCAAAGUGUAAGACGGACAUGACAGUGAUGGAAGAUGCUGUGGAGGUCAGAGAGGAGCUGAUGACCUCGUCCUCCUUCGACAGCCUGGAGGUUCUCUUAGAUUCCUUUGGUCCAGUGCGUGACUGCAGCAAAGAUAACGGUGGCUGCAGUAAGAACUUCCGUUGCAUCUCAGAUCGCAAGCUGGACUCCACUGGUUGUGUGUGCCCAUCCGGACUCAGCCCCAUGAAGGACAGCUCUGGCUGCUAUGACCGCCACAUUGGAGUGGACUGCUCAGACGGCUUCAAUGGCGGCUGUGAGCAGCUGUGUCUCCAGCAGAUGGCGCCCUUCCCGGACGACCCCACCUCGUACAACAUCCUCAUGUUCUGCGGGUGCAUCGAGGAUUACAAGCUUGGUGUGGAUGGACGCUCUUGCCAACUCAUCACUGAGACCUGCCCAGAGGGAGGUGACUGUGGGGAAAGCAGGGAGCUUCCCAUGAACCAGACCCUCUUUGGGGAGAUGUUCUUUGGUUACAACAACCAUUCCAAGGAAGUAGCUGCUGGACAAGUGCUGAAAGGCACAUUCAGGCAAAACAACUUUGCUCGAGGUUUAGACCAGCAACUGCCAGAUGGUCUUGUGGUGGCCACUGUCCCCUUGGAGAAUCAGUGCCUGGAGGAAAUCUCAGAGCCCACCCCCGACCCCAACUUCCUGACUGGGAUGGUGAACUUCAGUGAGGUGUCUGGAUACCCCGCGCUGCAGCACUGGAAGGUGCGGUCUGUGAUGUACCACAUCAGGCUCAGCCAAGUGACCGUCUCGCAGGCCCUCAGCAAUGCUCUCCACUCCCUGGAUGGGGCUACGUCUCGUGGGGAUUUUGUGGCCUUGUUGGACCAGUUUGGCAACCAUUACAUCCAGGAAGCUAGCUACGGCUUUGAGGAGUCCUGCUCUAUCUGGUACCCAAACAAGCAGGUCCAGCGGCGACUGUGGCUGGAAUAUGAAGACAUCAGCAAAGGCAACUCCCCAUCUGAUGAGUCGGAGGAGCGGGAAAGAGACCCCAAGGUGCUGACGUUCCCGGAAUACAUUGCCAGCCUGUCGGAGUCUGGCACCAAGCGCAUGGCGGCUGGAGUCCGCAUGGAGUGCCAGAGCAAGGGACGAUGCCCCUCGUCCUGCCCUCUGUGUCAUGUGACAUCCAGCCCUGACACCCCUGCCGAGCCAGUUCUGCUGGAGGUGACCAGAGCAGCCCCCAUCUACGAACUGGUGACUAACAACCAGACCCAGAGGCUCUUGCAGGAGGCCACCAUGAGCUCUCUGUGGUGCUCAGGGACUGGAGAUGUCAUCGAGGACUGGUGUCGAUGCGACUCCACCGCUUUCGGAGCUGAUGGACUCCCCACCUGUGCGCCUCUCCCACAGCCUGUGCUGAGACUCUCCACGGUUCACGAGCCCAGCAGCACCCUCGUGGUCCUGGAGUGGGAACACUCAGAGCCUCCAAUCGGGGUGCAGAUUGUCGACUACCUCAUCCGUCAAGAGAAGGUCACUGACAGGAUGGACCACUCCAAAGUGGAGACAGAAACGGUGCUGAGCUUUGGGGACGACAUCAUCUCUGGAGCGAAGUCUCCUUGUGCCAUGCCUGCUCAGCUGCCAGACCAGCAGCUCACCACCAUCUCUCUGAUUAUACGAUGCCUGGAGCCCGACACCAUCUACAUGUUCACCCUGUGGGGAGUGGAUAACACAGGACGACGCUCCAGGCCAAGUGACGUGAUCGUGAAGACCCCCUGCCCCGUGGUGGAUGACGUCAAAGCCCAAGAGAUAGCAGACAAGAUCUACAAUCUUUUCAACGGCUAUACCAGCGGGAAGGAGCAACAGACGGCCUACAACACCCUUCUGGAUCUGGGUUCCCCCACCCUACAUCGCGUCCUCUACCACUAUAAUCAGCACUAUGAGAGUUUUGGAGAAUUCACCUGGCGGUGUGAGGAUGAAUUAGGCCCCAGGAAAGCUGGCCUCAUCCUUUCCCAGCUCGGGGAUCUCAGCAGUUGGUGCAACGGACUCCUUCAGGAACCCAAGAUAAGCUUGCGCCGCAGCUCCCUCAAGUACCUGGGCUGCCGCUACAGCGAGAUCAAGCCCUACGGACUUGACUGGUCAGAGCUCAGCCGGGACCUCAGGAAGACCUGUGAGGAGCAGACCCUGAGUGUCCCCUACAACGACUAUGGGGACAGCAAAGACAUCUAGUGCCGUGAUGCCAGAGAGCAGCUGCCAAAAGGAAGCAGGAGAGAGAAGGGGACAUUGGGGUUGGUUUGUGGCUUUUUAAUAUUUUUUAAUGGAACAUUGAAACCUCCACAGGUGACAUCUAAACCAGGGAGAGAGUGAUCCUCGCUCCCUGCAGAACUUCUUCAGUCUGAUGUUCUCCAUCUGCACGAUCAGUCAGCCUGCCCGCCAGCGGCUUCACGCGGUGCCAUUUCUCUUCAGGGGAUUACUUUGGGGCUUGUUUUGUGUGAAUUUGUUUUGUUCAUUUUUUUUCCAAGAGGUUCUUCAAAAUGCUCAAGAGUUCUGUCAUGCUUCCCAUGAAGGUCCCUCAGGUUGAGGCACCUCCUGCUCCCUGAGUUCCUGAGUCCCUGGCAAUUGGGGACAGAGAUGAGGCCAGAAGGUUGUUAGACCAGUCUCAGGCCCCAGCCUCAGGCAUUCCUCAGGAAGCAUCUGGGAACCUAAGCCCUGCUCACAGAGAAAGACAGUAAGAACAUUGGGAAGGCCGCCCCGCGUAGGUCUCGUGGUUUUCCCUCCAGGCCUUCCUGUUGCUGUGUUCACACCGCACAGGUGAAGCCAGCCUCCGGUGUGGGCUCCAGUGGGCCCUGGAUUUUUAGGUCCUUCCUCAUUUUAAGACAGGACUGGAAUUAAGUCUCCUUGUGCUUCUGCCCUCUCCUCCAAACAAUAUGAUCUUUAAGAGGCAACAAAAUGCUACCUGUCAAAUGCACCUUCAGAGUAGUCUUCCUGAGAGACUAGUUAGCAGUGCACAUUCUAGAAAAGAAGUGUAGUUCAUUGUUUUAAAAAUCACCUGUGCCUCCAGGAUGAACUUCUCCAGACUGCCAGUAUACAUCACACGUCAGGAUUCUCUUCAGUGUCGCCCCGCUUACCCUGGGCAGAUAAGCCUUGGUUGAUAUCUGCUGUGGUCCAGGAGGGGUUAACACCUCCAUGUCAGUGUUUUGGUGAACUAAGGCUAUUACUGAUCGCAGAAAACUUCUGUCCACUCCCUUCUUGCUGAACUUGCUUAAUUAUGUUGCUAGUUUUGCAGAUCAUUGCUCUGGAUGACCAUCAGCAGGAUUCCACCAUUUUCCCCUCCCAUCUAGUGGCGGGAGGAGCAGUGAUUCUGUGUAGACAAGCUCCACUGACUGCAGGUAAGGGCCGGCCCCUAUCUCUGCCCCGCUGGCCGAGCGUUGGCGUGGGCAUAGUGGUGGCCCAGCUGACAGGAAGCCCAGCCUUGCAGCAAGAGCUUUGCAGGGCCUUGUGGACCAGCGAUGGCCUUAGCUGUCCCCACACACCUCAGAGGCCUGAACACACUCUUUCAGCCACCCGGCCUUUGACCAGGGCUCCUCGUGUGGAAACACAGGAGAAAGGUCAGGAAGGAGAUGCAGGAUCCACAAGGCCGGUCAGUGAGCCAUACUGAUUUUUUUCUAAACAGUAAUAACGACAGAUCGCAUUCAUUGAGUGCUUACU
Ceratotherium simum simum (southern white rhinoceros) is the source of this 5644-nucleotide messenger RNA. It is a transcript of the gene ASTN1, whose product is annotated as astrotactin 1. Gene Ontology annotation, cellular component: membrane; endosome. Gene Ontology annotation, biological process: neuron migration; neuron cell-cell adhesion. Gene Ontology annotation, molecular function: protein binding. Lineage: Eukaryota; Metazoa; Chordata; Mammalia; Perissodactyla; Rhinocerotidae. The record is from RefSeq and is a predicted model, not a curated record.